CUCCAUCCCCCCCACCUCCCCGCGAACGCCUCUUCGCGCUCUAUUUUUAAAGGGAGAGAAACUUCAGAAACUUGUAACGGCACCAGCCCGCGGCUUGCCGACGGGGAGUCGGCGGCUCCCACCGGACGGGAACGGAACCCGAGGACGAAGUUAACAAUGAAAUCACGUGAAAGAGUUGAGAGCCGCACAUCUGCGCUCCCAGCUUCGCCGAAGCCGCGGCCGCCCGGAGGCCGGUCCCGGGCGGUGGGGCGCGGGCGGGCCUGGCGGCUCCGCGCUGACAGGCGCCCGCCGCCCCCGGCGCCGGGGCUGACAGCCCGGCGCACACGCCGCCGCACGUGCGCCCUCCGCACCACAACACGGCCGCCUGUCACCCCGCGCCGCGCGGCCGCAGGGGCCGAGCGCGAGCGCCGGGAGCGCGGGCGCAGGGGCCGGGCGGGCCGGGCGGCGGGCGCAGGAGCCAGGCCGGUGGGCGCGCCCCGAGGGAGAGCCGGCCGCCUGCACGGCCCGCCCGCGGCUUCGCGGCCUGGGCCACCGCCGCCGCCCCCUCCCGGCUGCCCGCUCCCCGGCCGAGCCCGGCCCGGGCCGCCGGCGGCGGCGCGCGGGCCGCGGGGCGGGGGAGCCGGGAGCCGGCCGGGCGCGAGGGGGCGGCCGUGGCGCCCCAGCCCGAGGCCUGGCGCAGAGCAGCGGGAGGCGGCGCAGGCCGCGGCGGGGCCUGCAGCGGCCACCGGCCCCGCGAAGCGGCGAGGCGGGUCCCGGAGCGGCUCAGCCUCGGGCUUGACGGCCGGGGGCGGCCGGGGGCGGCCCCUCGACUACUUACCGGGGGAGAAGAGCGCCGGAAGCCAGUCACCACAAUCCUGCCUGCAUCGCGGGAAGGGAAGCUUCACCUCCUGGAGAAGGAUUGAAGAACGACCAAGCAUUCAAGCAAUGAUUACCCUCCAAAGGAGGAAUGUGUGGUGGCAAGGGCACCCCUCCAAACUGCAAAUUGUGCUGUAAAUUGUGCCUGUCACUCUCACACGGCAACCUUCCUUGGCUCCCGAUCACCUAUGGAAGAAAGGCCAUGCUUCUCAGUGAGACCUGCAGAGUUCACCUGCUAAGCACAUUUUCUUGCCCUCCCCAUCCUCUGCCUUCCUGAAUUACUUGUAACAUAUCAGAUAUGCUGUGUUUUCUCCUAUCUACAUGAGUCCACAUAUGCAGUUCCAUUCUGACUGGAAAGUUCUUUUCUUGUUUGUCUCUCUGAGGCUGCAGGCAAUUACAUUGUUGAUCCCUGCCUGUUGCUAACAGGCCAUUCUACCAUUCUAUGUGGGCAGCUAGCUGUCUGCUGUUGGGUGACUGAAUACAUGGUAAGAUCAGAGAGUCCUGAGAAGAUAAACCCAUUACCUUUCUUCUUUCAGUGUGGAUUGAUUUUCUAGGUUAGAAGUAAUAUUAUUUGGGAGUAUAUGACAGUAUAGUGUUCUGUAAGUCCCCAGAUGAUGGUGCUAGAAGGACAACAAAGAAAACAAAUCCAAAUUCAGAAUAAGUAUACAUCCUUGUGAGGGUGGAUUCCUGCCCACUUUGUAACUGAGGAGAUCCCGUGGUACGUAAUCGACCUACUACCAUGUGACAUCUGUUUCCCUUGGGAGGCGGUACCACAUUAGGGGCACAGGAUUGCUGCUGCUGGCAUGUCGGGCACUCAGCAAUGGCAGUUAGCCUAUGAUACACAAGGCUGGCUCUGGUGAGGGCAAGUCCAGAUUGAUGAGGUUUUGCACAGCUUCUGUCUUGACACCAUUACCACUUUAUUUACGAGCAAGCACUGAAAUGGUCGGACAAGGAGGUUGACCAGCAUCUGCAAAGUGAGUUGUCUUGCCAAACUGAUUAUGAUGAGCCUUCUCCGCAGUGGAGGACUCUUGGUGAACAUUUACCUGUGCACAAAUUAGUUGCACACUCUUGGCCCAAAGCUCCUCACUAGCAGUCUCCCCAUCAUGGUCAUUCCAAGUCACUGGUUGUCCAGUCAAGACACUAGCCUUUGCCCAGGAAUUGAUGGAGUUUCUUAGUUCAGGUUAAUCUCUUCUUCUGGAUGUAGAGGACAAGGAGAUGUGUUGCUUAAUGUUCAUGCCACUGGGAGGAUUUUUCUGCUUCCCUGUCCUUCAGGACAACUUCUGAGAGGGGCUACAUCACAAGCAGCAUCUCUAAAUGAGGCUCAAAAUAGUUUCUCCUCAGUCAAUGACACAAUAGUGUCCACAGUCAAGCAGGGGCCAGCGUGUAGCAUGAGCGGACACACAGCAAAUAUGAUCCAUCUGCUCUUUUUUUAAAAAAAAAUAAUUAAUUAGUUUGCCUGCACCAGGUCUUAGUUGCGGCAUGCAGGAUCUUCAUUGUGGCGUGCAGGAUCUUUAGUUGUGGCAUGCGGGAUCUUUAGUUGUGGCAUGUGGGAUCUAGUUCCUGGACCAGGGAAUCGAACCGAGGGCCCCUGCAUUGGGAACAUGGAGUCUUAACCACUGGACCACCAGGGAAGUCCCAAUCCAUCUGCUCUUGAAACAGUUAUCUUUCAGGACCUGUUCAGGCAUAGUCCUUAUUAUACAUAUUUAUUCCUUUUUUUGAUGUAGCACCUCUGGGCAGGAGUAGUAUAACAGCUAAUUGGACCAGCUAACACCUGGCCCACGUAAGGCAGCAUAGGUUACAUGGUGUCUAACGGCCCAGUUGCAAGUCAAAAGCUGUUUCUUUUUCUUUUUUAAAAAAAAACCUUUAAAAAUUUUAUGAUAAUAAUAAUAAAAUAAAAAAUACAAGAACUCUUUCUUAAAAAAAAAAACAAAAAAAAACCACCUCGCCUCCUCUAAGAACCUGAGACAUUUCCCGUGAGCUUGCACAUCACUUGUUACUGGGGCUCUGUAACCUCCUGAUCUGCCCCAAACACACUGAUGAAAAAAGGCUGAGGGUGGGGGAAAUCACCAGCCACACAUAUCUGGUCCUCGUCCAGGUGUAGUUAGAGACCUCCCUGCAGGCCGGGAUGAUUCUAGCAUUCAAGGUCCUUCAUGAUCUGGCAUUGUCUGUUUCUAGAAAUUCAUCUCCUGAACUCUGUUACAUUCAUCCUUCCUCCAACUUUUGAGCAUUUAAAAAUGGAUCUUAGGGCCUUCCUUGGCGGUCUAGUGGUUAAGACUCUGCGCUUCCCCUGUGUGGGGCGUGGGUUUGAUCCUUGGUCAGGGAACAAAGAUCCCGCGUGCCACGCGCGUUGUAGCCAAAAAUUCUUUUAAAAUAAAAUAAACGUGGAUUUUUAGAAGGACCAUUGCAAUUCCUUCAGGAAAAAACUGUUUUAAAUUAGUCUGCCAAUGUCUAUAAAUCCUUGAUUAAGGAAAAGGAAGUUCUGAGCAAAAUGCCAGUGAUUUUGCUUACUGUCUUUUGAAAGAAAUUUUUGUUUUGAAAUAUAGCAAACGAAGCUAUAAUACACAGAUAAAUAAUAUAAAACACAUGUACCAUUUACAGAAUAAUGAUAUGGUGAACAUCUACAUACACAUCUCUCCCUCUCUCUUUCUCACUCACAGACACACACACACCUAAACAUACUCAGGGUAAUAAAUAGAAUAUUUACUGGUACCUUUAAUAUUUUUCCUCCAUUUCGCCCUCCCCAACUUCCAAGUAACCACUAUUCUGUGUUAAUAAUUUCCUUGCUUUUUUUUUUUUACAGUUUUCCACCUAUGUUUGUAUUCCUAAACAAACAAUACAUUGUUUUGAAAAACUGAGUAUCAGAAACCUAGUUGUGUAAAGAAAGGGCCACUGUGACCUGGGAGUCAGUGGGUAAGGUAAGGUCAUGGAUGAGUGUGGCCAAGAAUCACAGGGUGCACCAUGGUCAGGACAGCAGGUGGGGUUGGAGUACGUAUGGACCAGGUAUUGGAUGCACAGCAGAAAUCUGUCAGAGAGAGUGGGUUGCCCUGUAUUUUCAGCUUCUAUGUUUAUGACCCACCUCUAGUGCUCAUGAAUAAAUGAAAGCGACCACUUAGGUGGAGUGAACUAACUGUCUGGGCAUAAAGAGAAGAGUGGAAGUUCAUAACCAUAUGGUUAAGCUAAGUCAAGCUUACGUAAGAAUCAGUGCCAGGCUCACUCUGUCCUCAAAAAGAUGGUACAAUGGCAAUAGAGAUCUUGGAAAUUAUAAUCUUCAAUAUACUGGUCUUUUGAGUACAUUGGAUAGGUUGCCCUCACAUCCAGGGUGUAGCUGUGAUCCUAGUACUUCUUUCAUGGUACUUCGUGGGAUUCCCUUUACCCCUCUCCCAUGUGGAAUCUUCUUUUUCCUCAUAUCUUAUCUGGUUCUCAGCUAAAUCUUUUUUUUUUUUUUUCCUCCUUGAGAGCUUCUUGAGGAAAGAGUGCAUGGGAGGCAAAUUUGGAGGGACUUUGAAAGUCUAAAAAUAUUUUAAAUCUAUCUUCAUACAUACAUAAUAAAUGAGCUGGGUAUAAAAUAAAAUUAUGCAAGAAAAUAAUUUUCUUUCAGAAUCUUGAAGGCAGUGCUCUGUAGUCUUUUUACUUCCAGAGUUUCUAAAGGAAAAUCAAAAACAUUCAUAUUCCAAAUUCUACCCUCUCUUUUCUAAAAACCGCCCCCACACACCAUCUCUAGAAGAUUGUAGAAUCUUCUCUUUGUUCCCAGUGUUCUGAAAUUUCACAGUGAGGUACCUUAGUGUAAGUCUUUUUAGUCAAUUGUGCCAGACUCUACACCCCUGCCCAACUCUACACCACUGGGCAAUUGCUCCUCACCUACCGAUGAUAGAAAAAUUCAGGUUUCUAGAUUUGUGAAAUUCACUCAACAGGGCUUUUGAUCAAACAUCUUGUUCUUCAGUUCUGAGAUUUUUUUCUUAAAUUACUUUAAUUGCUGAUUUCUGCCUCUCCAUUUUCUCUCUUUCUGGACUUCCUAUUACUUAGGUUUCGUACUCACCGGACAGAUCCUCUUACCUUCUCAACUAUUCUCUCUAAUCUUCUAUCUCUUUGUCUUUUUUCUCCACUUUUGUGGAAAUUUCCAAAACUGUUUUUCCAAGGAGCUCCUCAUUUCUGCUAACAUGUAUUUAAUUUCUAAGGGCUGUGUUUUUCUUCUCCUAGUGUUCCUUGUCACAGGAUCCUCUUCUUAUGUCAUGAAUAUGACACUGUCUUAUCUCUCUGAGGACGUGAAUAAUAGUCCCCCCAGCCCCUGCCCACGUUUUUUCUCCUUGUGUGCUCUCUGAUUCUCUAACUUGGGCUUUUUUUUUUUUUCUGUUUGAUUUUGUAUCUUGCCUCUUUUGCUCAGGAUUAAAUUCCAAUUACUCAUCCCCAGCCAGAAUACUCCAAAAGUGAUGUGUCCUUCUCAGGGUAACAUCUCUGGAGGUAUGUGAAUUCCACUUACCCCUCAUUGAUGAAGUUCAUUUUUUAAAACAACUUUGUUGAGAUAUAAUUCACAUACCAUAAAAUUCACCCAUUUAAAGUAUACAAUUCAACAACCACAGAAAUCACAAUUUAAAAAGUGUAUAUAAUUCAAUGGCUUUUACUAUGUCCACAGGGUUGUGUGAUUUCCACCACAGUCUAAUUUUAGAACAUUUUCAUCCCCCUUAAAAAUAACAUACCCGUUAGCUGUGACCUCUCAUCUCCUUCCCACCCCCCAUCCCACAUCCACUUCACCAAAAGCCCUAGUAACUACUAAUCGACUUUGUAGAUUUGCCUGUUCUUGACAUUUCAUAUAAAUGGAAGCAUACGCUAUGUGGUCUUUUGUGACAGCUUCUCUCACACAGUAUAAUGUUUUCAAGGUUGGUUUGUGCUAUAACAUGUGUCAGUACUUUGUUCCUUUUUAUGACUGAGUAGUACGCCAUUGUAUGAAUAUGUCACAUUUUAUUUAUCCAUUCAUGAGUUGAUGGACAUUUGGAUUGCUUCUACUUUCUGGCUAUUAUGAAUAAUUCUUCUAGAAGUAUUUGUUUGUGUACAAGUUUUUAUGUGGACAUAUGCUUUCCUUUCUUCUGGGUGUAUACCUAAGAGUGAAAUUACUGAGUCAUAUGGUAACUCUAUGUUUACAUUUUUGAGGAAGUGCCAAACUGUUUUUGCAAGUGGCUAUACCAUUUUACAUUCCCACCAGCAACCUAUGAGGCUUACAAUUCUCCACAUCCUCACCAAAACUUGUUAUUGUCCACAUUUUUUAUUAUAGCCACCCUAUAGGUUGGGUGCUUUAGCAGAAUCUUACUGCUAAAGUAAGUUUUGGUUUCCCUAAUGAGUAAUGAUGCUGAGCAUCUUUUCAUGUGCUUAAGGGCCACUUGUAUAUCUUCUUGAGAGAAAUGUAUAUUCAAAUCUCUUACCCAUUUAAAAUUUGGGUUAUUACUAAGUUAUAAGCAUUUUUAUGUAUUCUGGAUACAGUCCAUUAUCAGACAUAAGAUUUGCAAAUAUUUUCUCUCAUUUUUUGGGUUGUCUUCUCACCAUCAUUUUGCCCCCAGCUUUAUUGAGAUAUGUGAAAUAUAACAAUGUUUAACUUUAAGGUGUAUAACAUGAUGAUUUGGUAUAUGUACAUACUGUGAAAUGAUCAUCACAAUAAGGUUAGUCAACACAUCCAUCACUGCACAUAGUUAUCUUUCGUGUAUGUGUGUGUGUGUACACGCUGAGAAUAUUUAAGAGAUUCUCAUUUAGCAACUUCCAAAUAGUCUUCACUUUCUUUAUGGUAUCAUUUGCAGCACAAAGGUUUUUAAUUCUCAUGUAGUCCAAAUUAUCAAUUUUUUUCUUUCACUGCUUGCACCUUUGAUGAUAUAUAUAUAUUUAGUAAGAUGUGAAUUCAAAAAUCUAUAAAGGGUAAGAGCUAACUACACAUAAAAUUUUCUUAGAAAAUAUCAAUAUUUCUAUACAGGAAAAAAUGGAACUCUUACCCAAAAUAGCGGUACAAUUAUGAAUUUAUGUAGCUCCAUUCCCUCCAUUUCUUUCAAUUUUCUUAUUCUUAUUUAACAAACUUAAUUUUUACAAUUUCCAAGAUAAUUCCAUUCAUAAGCAAUCAACAGUAUUUUCAACCAUUAGUCAAAAGCAUUGUAAUACAUUGUAUUUUGUGAUAAUAAGACGAAUAUAGGGCUUCCCUGGUGGCGCAGUGGUUGGGAAUCUGCCUGCCAAUGCAGGGGACACGGAUUCAAGCCCUGGUGCAGGAAGAUCCCAUGUGCCGCAGAGCAACCAAGCCUGUGCGCCACAACUACUGAAGCCCAUGUGCCUAGAGCCCGCGAGCCACAACUACUGAACCCACGUGCUGCAACUACUGAAGCCUGCAUGCCUAGAGCCCGUGAUCCACAACGAGUAGAAGCCACCGCAAUGAGAAGCCCGCGCACCGCAAUGAAGAGUAGCCGCUGCUCACCGCAACUGGAGAAAGCCGGCACACAGCAGCAAAGACCAAAC
Orcinus orca (killer whale) is the source of this 7338-nucleotide messenger RNA. RefSeq names its product translation initiation factor IF-2-like. Lineage: Eukaryota; Metazoa; Chordata; Mammalia; Artiodactyla; Delphinidae. The coding region runs from base 157 to 993 and encodes 278 amino acids. The record is from RefSeq and is a predicted model, not a curated record. The transcript has 2 exons.